Molecule: messenger RNA, 1579 nt
Organism: Eutrema salsugineum
Lineage: Eukaryota; Viridiplantae; Streptophyta; Magnoliopsida; Brassicales; Brassicaceae
Product: nuclear pore complex protein NUP43
Exons: 6
Coding region: 228-1310 (360 amino acids)
Cellular component (GO): nuclear pore outer ring
Molecular function (GO): protein binding
Source: RefSeq, a predicted model, not a curated record
GUUUGAUUUCUCCGGAAAGUCUCUCUUUUUGGAGACUACAGUGACUAAUCCGGCGCCACUUUUCCUGAAGACAUUACCAAAACUUCGGAGUAUGCCGUUAGGAGAGUGCAGGUUUGAGGGUACUUAAGUAAAUGGGCUUCCAUUUCUGAAGCUUCUAAUUUUCCCACCAUAGUUUUGGGCACUAGAGAGUGGAGAUUGCUCCUAAAACCCUAGAAACCUCUUGAGCCAUGGAGAUGCAGGAUUCGUUCCAGGUUCAUAGGAUACCGCAAUCGAAGUACGUAGACGGAGUUAGAUGGCUCCCACAAGCUUCCGCUUUGAAUCGUUUCUUCGCAGCAGCUUUCCAUGACCCGGACUGUGAAUCUUCGUCAAUCGAGAUCCAAUCGCUUGACCCGAACCCUAGGGGGAAUCCGAGUAAUAACCCAUCAGUAGAUUCGUUAUCUGCAUGGACUUCACCUUCUCGCGUUUCGUCCCUGGAAGUCGCCGGAAGCAGCGGCGGAGGCGGCUCCUUCAAACCAAUGGUUUCGGCAGCCACGUCUUCCGGUUCGCUCCACGUUUUGAUGGCUGAUCUGGUGGAAGGAGCUGCGAUUGAGGAGGUUUACGCGGCGGAGGGAGAGAGGUUUCACGUGGGACGCGUGGAGGGUGUGGAUUGGAGGGAGGCUGGAGAAUGUGUGACGGUCGGUGAUGAUGGGAGAGUGAAUGUAGUGACGGUUUCGAAUGGUGAAGGGCUAAGAUACAGAAGGGUCUUUGACGGGAACGGUCUGGUGGCUUAUAGAGCCGUGAAAUGGGCGUCUCCGACUGAGUUUGUCACUGGAGGAUACGGUUUUGGUCUGCAAUUGUGGGAUCAGAGGAAGCCUGGUGAAGCUGUCUCGCAGCUCAAAGGAAACUGGUUUCAAGGCAAAACUUCUGCAGUUGUACACUCCAUUGACAUUCAUCCAUCCAGAAAGCACACUUGCAUUGCAGGAGGUUCUUCAGGUACUAUUUUUGCUUGGGAUCUUCGGUGGCCAAAGCAACCCAUCGUUCUUUCUGGUGUUGGAUCAAGUGAGAGUGUAAACAAUCCUCUGUCUGAAAGUGAGGUAUGGGAAGUUCAAUAUGAUUCAUACACAAAAUCCAACAUCUCAUCCUCAAGGAUUCUCCCUGUUAUGACCUGCUCUGAAGAUGGCAUCCUUGGUAUCAUCGAGCAAGGGGAAGAACCGAUCGAGCUUCUGGCUGAACCUUGUGCCAUUAACAGUUUUGACAUCGACAGACAAAAUCCACAGGAUGUGAUAUGUAGCUUAGAAUGGGAAUCAAUAGCAGUCUUCUCAAGGCCUUAGCAAAUAAAAUCAGAUCCCUGAUAUGGAACCGUGCACGGUAAAAUAUGUUUUUGGUUUGCUUCUCUGAGCCACACAACAAAGUAAUGAGGAAGGUGGUGGACCUGGUGGUCAUAGAUGGUGAGAGACAAGUUUUAAAGACGAAAAAUGUUGGAAUAAACAAAAUUGAAUGUGUUAUAGUUUCAUUAUAACAAGAAGUUCUCUUAAGUAUACAAUAUGUAUCUUAACACUUGAGUUAGCGCAAUUCAAAGAUUUUCGAUAAUCCUUCUCUA